This is a messenger RNA of Cucurbitaria berberidis CBS 394.84, 2503 nucleotides long. RefSeq names its product DUF300-domain-containing protein. Bases 158 to 2164 code for a protein of 668 amino acids. NCBI's taxonomy places the organism in Eukaryota, Fungi, Ascomycota, Dothideomycetes, Pleosporales, Cucurbitariaceae. The record is from RefSeq and is a predicted model, not a curated record. Gene Ontology annotation, molecular function: transporter activity. Gene Ontology annotation, biological process: transport. The transcript is spliced from 7 exons.
ACUGCAAAGGCCAAACGAGCACAAGACCACAACGUCUGGUGUCUGUGAUAAGACUACCAUGGCUACUCUCGCUUGCUGACAGUGUAUUCUACGCAACCACCUACGGGAACCCUCUUCAACACCGCCUCGCCGCCUCUUAUCGCUGCACGCCUCGACUAUGGCUGCAGGCAUCCUCCAAACAGACUACCAGACGGACAACUACGCGCCUGGGGGCACUGGUGCUCGAUUUGCCCGCGCUGUCAUUAUUGUAGCUGGUGUCUGCGCCCUGGUAGCCAGUCUCGUUACUUUUGUUGCCGUGUGGUUACAGACGAAGAACUACCGGAAGCCAGUACUGCAGCGCUAUGUCGUACGGAUCCUGCUCAUGGUGCCGAUAUACUCGGCUGCCUCCUGGGCAAGUCUGGUCUCGAUCACGGCAGCAUCCUAUGUAGAACCUUUCCGAGAUGUCUACGAGGCCUUCACCAUAUAUACCUUCCUCCAACUACUCAUAAACUUCAUUGGAGGCGAACGCGCCCUCAUCAUCCUCAUGACCGGUCGAGCACCCGUGGCACACCCCUGGCCCUUGAACCUCGUCUUCUCUAAAAUCGACAUAUCAGACCCACACACAUUCCUCGCCAUCAAGCGGGGCAUUCUGCAGUAUACGUGGGUCAAGCCACUCCUCUCGGUGGCUACCAUCGCGAUGAAGGCCACAGGAACAUAUCAGGAGGGUUACAUUGGCGUGACGUCCGGUUACUUUUGGAGCGGCAUCAUCUACAACAUCAGUAUAACCAUCAGCCUGUACGCUCUCGCCAUGUUCUGGGUAUGCAUGUCAUCAGAUCUGAAACCAUUCCGACCGAUGCCCAAGUUCCUCUGUAUCAAGGGUAUCAUUUUUGCCUCGUACUGGCAAGGCUUCUUCCUCUCCAUUCUCGUAUGGCUAGGCGCUAUUCCCGAUGAUGUCCCUGGCUACAGCCCUGACAAUCUGGCCGCUGCCAUUCAAGACGCCCUGAUCUGUUUCGAAAUGCCGCUUUUCGCCUUGGCACACUGGUAUGCCUUCUCAUGGCACGACUAUGCAGACGACACCAUCUCCGCCGCACGCUUACCCGUCAAAUACGCCUUGCGCGAUGCCUUUGGCCCGCUGGACCUUAUCCAGGACACCAAGGAAACAUUUGCUGGUAAACAUUACGAGUACCGAUACUUUGAUGCGCGUGACAAUGUACUCGCGCACGAAGAGUCGUCUUCCCGCGCCGCCCGCAUGGCAGAGGGUAUGAGGUACGAAAGAGGAGGAAAGGGCAAAUAUUGGAUUCCAAAGCCUGGUCAAGGGUCCGAGAAUGAGCCACUACUCUCAAAGGUCACGUCGAGCCGAGCUCGGGCUAUGAGCCCCGGACCACAUCGAGCGCUUGAAGGUGCCAAGUAUGGCACACCUGAGGCUGACGAGGAUCCGACGUUGGAUGCUGAGGACGAGCAAUUGUUCGGAAACGCGCGAUCCUUGGAAUUUGGCGAUUGGAACUACCCUGUCAUUGAGGCUCAUCGGGCAUCCCGUGAAGACCGCCUGUACGCGAAUCCUAAUAUUCUCACAGCAUCAACCAAUCGAAACCUGCUGCAGCCCACCAAGGAUAAUGAGCGAAGACGUAAAAGUCAGAUCAAGGGUAUACAGGCUUCCCAUAAUAAAGGCAAGCAAAGAAGUGACUCUAGUAACGGAGAGUCAUCACGCUCAAGGUCACGCGGCCCGAUCAGCAAGCUACUACGACAGAAAUCAUCCUCGUCAAGCUCCGCAAAGUCAGAGAGGAGCCAAUUAGUGGACCUAGUUGUUGAAGAUCACCAGGCAGAGGAGGUGGAUGUCGUAAGAGCGCGGAAGGAGGGCGGACCUGGGUGGAAUGAAGCUCCCGCAAAGCACUUCGUUCGUACAUAUUCUGGGGAAGGUGCGGAAGAGGCUGUGAGAGAGGGGUUCAACCCAGAUGAGCCGGAGGCGCACAACCCGGAGCAGGUGCACAACCUCGACUACCCCUUCACUGUCGACGAAUCCGAAGAGGAGCAAAAGAAGAACGACAUCAAGCCACCGGCGUCUAAGAAAGCCGAGCAUUGGGAGACGCGUGAUCACACUGAUGCCCCAGACCAAGGUAAGGAUGAUCGUCCAAGCCCGCAAUAUGGCAGUUUCAGCGAGGAACGAGACGUUUGGAACGACAGGUGAUGCCGAACGCCAUGUUCCACCUCUUAUAUAAGCGUUUUCAAAAUUGGCGGGAUUUCAGAGGAUUCAAUUUGAUGUUCCUCUUUGGUCUUCCGCCAGUCAGCAUCAACCUGCCUUAUGUUGUCAAGCUGUCUAUGGUCGGCUCUAUACCCAUGUUUAGUGUACAUGAUAUUCUUUUCGCAGUGAAAAAUUCCAGGUCGGGGGCGUUAAAGCAUUGAACGUUGGAAUGACAGCAAUCUUUCCCCUCCCAGUCCGAAGCAACCCUGAGCAAUCAUCGUCAUCGUCAUUGUCGGACGAAUAAUCGAAAUAGGUGACGUUGGUCCAGAGCGCAAUGCAAUUUUC